UAAAAGGCCACACAGUGAUGGAGAAAACCAGACAAGCAAGAAGAGGAAUGUUCAGCUGGAGACACCAGAAAUGAAUGGCUUUGCCAUACACAGAACCAAGAAAGCACUGAGAUUAUCCCCAGCAUUGUUUAGUGAUACCUGUGAAAUUCAGCAUGGGUCUUUGCAUCAACUCAUCAAAUAUGCUGUUCUAGGAAAAGAGCAUACAACACAGGCAAGCUGGUGUAGCAUUCAUCAUCAAAAGCGUCUUCACGGUGUUGUUGUCAUUGUGUUGGAGGAUCUGAGUCAACACCAUUUUUACCAGUUUUAUAUGCACUUGCGUUGUCUCCGGAAACUGUUCCAACAUAGGUUCAGCUUGCCACCUCCUCCAAGGGACUUUGUUGCUUCCCUUGUUGGCCUGGAACUUGUUGAUGACAAAGCCAGGGCAGAAGAGCAGACAGGUCUAAAUCAUCUGCACAGCAGCUUGAAUGAUCCUGUUAAUAAGCUCAAUAGUUCUUCAGCAACCAAAUAUAGUCUGGCAUGUGACCCCAUCCUACGGAAAUAUGGAAAGGAAAGGCAAGGACUGACAAGGUAUCUACUUUCUGAAGAAGAGAUGAGGAAAAAUGAUUAUCCAUGUAUAGGCUCCCCGGAUACAGAGAACUAUGUGCACUCAAACUGCAUGGAGGAACCUACUGACAGCAGUCCUUUAUUUGGUUUGGAUUGUGAAAUGUGUUUGACCUCUAAAGGGAGUGAGCUGACAAGAGUCUCUUUGGUGGAUGCCAGUGGUUGCUGUGUUAUGGACGAACUGGUAGUGCCUGACAAUCCCAUUCGGAAUUACAUGACCAGAUUCUCUGGGAUUACCAAAAAGAUGCUUCUCCCAGUGAAAACAAAGUUAAAGGAUGUCCAGGAAAAAUUUAAAGAACUUCUACCCCCAGAUGCUGUAUUGGUGGGUCACUCCUUAAACAAUGAUCUCCGAGCUUUGCAGAUGAUACAUCGAAAUUUGAUCGACACUUCCCUUCUUUUUUCUCGAGAGUUUGGAAGGAAGUUUAAGUUAAAGUUUUUGGCCCAGGCAGUAUUACAAAGAGACAUUCAGAGUGAAGAUGUGGUUGGUCACAGGCCCUCAGAAGAUGCCGCAGCAGCUUUGAAAUUAGCACAGUAUUUUAUCGAGUUUGGCCCAGAGAAGGUAGCUCAUCUUAAUCUGGAGUCAAUAUUUGUGGAUGCAAAUAAUGCUUUGAACACAGAAAGUGAUAAAAACUCAGACAUCAAAGAGAAUGGGCUCCUUCCUCAUGCCACGCAAAUGGACAAAAGCAGCCUUGUAGACUCAUUGCAAAAAGUUGGACAAAAGGUCAUGUACCUAACCAGAAUGGAUGCAGUGAGCAGUCCUACCCAUUUAACGCAAUUUGAGAAUGUUUCGUGUGCAUCAAAUGAGGAGGUCCUACAAAGAGCUGUUGAUGUGGUUCCUCUGUCUCCGGUUACUGUUGUUAGUUAUCAGCCUGGAAGCAUUUUCAGCAGACACAGUGUGGGCACUAAAGAAAAAGUAAUACGGAAGUAUGAAGAGAUGAUGACAAUAUUUGCUGGACCCUUUAAAGAGCCUGUGUGCCUAAAAUCUGUGAAGAUGCAUUUCCAGAUCUGCGGCCCUAUCCAUUCACUAAACAUGAUAUUAGAUACUUGUCAGCCUUAUGUCUGCAUUAAGUACAGUGUCUUGGAAGCUGCCCAACUUGCUGUGAAACAUUUGAAUGGCACAUAUGUUAAUGGCUGCUGCAUCAAGGUUCAGAGGCUGGUAACUAGAAUGUCGCUUGAUUAUGAGGACAUUAUAAAGGAUAUGGAAGAAGAUCCAGAAAAUAGAGAGACUUUAUAUGUCUCUGGAUUUAUGAAACCCUUAACUGAACAUUUUCUUCAACAGCAGUUUGGUCAUUUUAAAGAAAUCAAAGCAAUUUUUCUACCAAGGAAUCCAGGAAGCCAACAACAUGAGAAAUACUGUUUUUUAAAAUUCCAAAGCCCAGACAGUGCUGCUGUGGCUGCUGUACAUAUAUGUACCCAUGGUGGAUUUAUGUGUCAGAAGGCAGUCACCUCUAGCCACUUGCUUCGCUGGUUUCAACAAGCAAUGUUUAGUAUCCCCUCACACCUGCCAUUAAGCCUUGAAAACAUCCCUAAGGCUGAUCUUUCAGAAAUCAUCAAGAAUACAGAUACAAAAAUUAAUCAGAUGUAUAAGAAUCUUGCAUUGAACACUCUGUGUAUCAUCCUUUUCCCUGGUAACAAUCGGGAUGGUGGAGUCUUUCCAGGCUUUGGUUUGAUGGGAAUUAAAACUGACCAUAUAUGA
Molecule: messenger RNA, 2296 nt
Organism: Nanorana parkeri
Lineage: Eukaryota; Metazoa; Chordata; Amphibia; Anura; Dicroglossidae
Gene: REXO5
Product: putative RNA exonuclease NEF-sp
Exons: 19
Coding region: 71-2296 (741 amino acids)
Cellular component (GO): nucleus
Molecular function (GO): RNA binding; exonuclease activity
Source: RefSeq, a predicted model, not a curated record